This is a messenger RNA of Rotaria socialis, 5931 nucleotides long. NCBI's taxonomy places the organism in Eukaryota, Metazoa, Rotifera, Eurotatoria, Philodinida, Philodinidae. The record is from the annotation of a GenBank genome assembly.
AUGGCCGGUACACUUCGUCUUCGAGAACACCUUCAAGAAGUAAUUUCACUACUUUCGAAUGAAUCAAAGACUUCAUCGCUUCCACUGAAUGACAAUAAAGAAGACGAAGAAGAAAUAGCAUUUACAGAUUUAAAUUUUACGAAAAAUUCAAAUAAAAUGACAACAAAUGUGAUCGAUAUAGUUGAUCCCAUUGAUUAUGAAGAAUAUAUUGAUGAACAUCGACAAAAAAUUGUCAACGAUCCAUUACAUCAUUUACUUGAAUAUCCAAAUGAUGACAUUGAUUUUAUUCGUAUUGAUCGACAAUAUCGUACUAUUAUUCCAAUUAUGCCCGAAAAAGAAGCUUUGAAUGAUCCACACAUUCGUGACUGUUUACAAAGUUUUAAUGGUGAACAUUUUUUUCUUCGUCGAAAUUAUGUUCAUCAUGCCAGUGCAAUAACAUUAUUAAAUAUUCGUCAAGAACAAAUGCAAGCUUUAAAACAAAUAACAAAACAAGAUUAUGAAGUUGAUUUAAUUGAUGAUAAUCGACAAAUUUUGAUUGACCAAGAAAGAGAUAGUCCAAGAAAGUUAGCUACUAAUGAUUCGUCAAUUAAUCCAAUUAAAAGUAGUUGGAUUUUGGCAAAAGAUGAUUUAGAUAAAACAGAACCAGAUACAAUAAUGCCUCAUUUGAUUGAACGUAUUCCAAUAGAAAGUGUAGAUAAAGAGAAUGAAUUAUUACGUGGAAAAAAUCGUUAUUCAAAACUAUUUAGUUCUUAUCCACCUCAAGCAGACACUGAUUGCAUUGAAUAUCGUUCGCCAGCUGAACCACUUCAACCAUAUACAACAUUUAAACUUCAAGUUAAAUGUUUAGAUUUCAAAUUUGAACCUGAAAUCGAGCCGAUUUUUAUUACAUUAGCAUUAUAUGAUUUUAAAGAACGGAAAAAAAUAUCAGAGAAUUUUCAUUAUGAUUUAAAUAGUGAUGCGUUAAAACAAAUGAUUCAUAUUCGGCCAGCCGUUGAUGGUUCAACAUUAAGUCUUUCGGCUAUUUUUCCAAUAUCAUUUCCAUCACCUGAUAUUUAUCUUAUUAUUCGAGUCGAAAAAGUUUUACAACAAGGUGAUUUAUCUGAUUGUGCUGAGCCAUACAUGAAACAAGAUAUUAAAAAUCAACAACGAUACCAUGAACAAGCAAUACAGUUUUGUCAACGUCUUGGUCGUUUUCGUAUGCCAUUUGCUUGGUCAGCAAUUAGUUUACGAGAUAUUCUUAAAGAAAUUGAACAAGAAACAAUUUUGUCAACUCAUGCUAAUACUUUACCUGCUAAUGCAGAAUUAAUAAAUUCAACUAUUAAAGCUUCUAGUCUUGAAAGAAGAACAAUUGGUACAGGUGGUAUUCGAAAUGCUUAUGAAAGUUUUCGACGUUCGCGUGAUGAAAGUUUAACACGAAAUAAUUCAAAACGAUAUGAAGAUCGACAAAUUCCAACAUCAUCACCAACAUCUACAUUAUCAUCAACAAAUACAAAUCUUUCAACACCAUCGGACGAAUUUUUUCAUAUACUUGCAAAUUUUGAUCGACCAAUUACUGUUACACUCAAAGGAGUUUAUAAACAAGAAAGCGAAAGAUUAAAUGAUGAAGAUAUUUUCAAAUUUCUAACUGAUUUUCGAAAACCACCAACUUUAGCAAAAAAACCUAAAACUAUUCCAGCUUUUAUUCGAUUGGAAUUUAAUCAAAUUCAUCCAGGUGAUACAGUUGAUUGUUGUCUUGAUCCUCAAUUAAAUCGUUUAAAACCUUAUACUGAUGAUACAAGACGUCCAAUAAAAGAAUUACUUGAAUUUCCACCACGUGAACUUUAUUUACCACAUAUAUCUUAUAGAAAUCUUCUUUAUAUUUAUCCGUUAUCUCUUAAUUUAUCUAAUUUAACAACACGUGGUUCAACAUCUGCGAGAAAUAUUGCUGUUAAAAUACAAUUAAUGGGUGGCGAGGAAGAAAUAUUUGCUUUACCAUUAAUAUUUGGAAAGUCAUCUGGACAUGAAAUGAUUAAAGAAAUUUAUUUACCAGUUUUAUAUCAUUCAAAAUCACCAUCGUUUUAUGAUGAAGUUAAAAUGCGUCUUCCAGCUGUGCUGGAUGAAAAUCAUCAUUUAUUUUUUACUUUUUCACAUAUCAGUUGUCAACCCAAAGAAAAUGCGCCUAUUGAGACACCGAUUGGAUAUACAUGGCUUCCAAUGUUAAAUAAUAAUCAACUUGUACAUGGAGACUUUAAUUUACCAGUGGCCUACGAAAGACCACCUCAUAAUUAUUCACUAGUGCCUCCAACGAAUCAUGAUGUUAAUAAUGUCAAAUGGGCUGAUAGUCAUAAACCGCUAUUUUCUCUAUCAAUUCGUCCUUCAUCUACAAUUCAUUCAUUGGACGAACGAUUGGAGAAUUUUUUUCAUAUGUACAAUCAACUUCGAAAACAAGCUUAUUCAUCUCAUCAUCAUCAUCAUCAUCAUCCUCAUUAUCAAAUUACGGAUAAAGAUUUUAAACAAGCAAUCAUGGAUACUGUUUGGGCACAACAAGAAAAACUUGUUCAAUUUCUUUAUAUUCUUCUUGAUACAAUUCUUUCAUUAUUAGUUCGAUCACCAAUCCUUAAUGGACAUUUAUUAAAUGUCAAUCAAACAUGUUUUGAAACAUUAGCAAAAAUUGUUCAACGUAUUCAACGUGAUCUUCUUGCCGAUGUUAAUGACAUACAUGGAAGAAAUCGUUUACUUUUAACUUAUAUUCAUUACGAAUGCACAUUGCAUACACCAACUGAAACUGAUAUGACUGCUAUUUCAUCAAAAUCAGCGAGUCUUCGUCCGAAUUCUCUCUAUUUUCAACGCCGUGUUCCGCGUAGUACAUCAAAUCCUGAUUUACCAAGUCCAUCUUUAUCACCUGAAGACGAAUUAGCACUUGCUGCAGCAAAUGGCGGUUUUAUUUCAACAAGUUCAUCAUCAGGAAAACAAAUGAAUGAAUUAUCUCAGGGUAUUAUUAAAGAUGGUGCUCAUCCAAAUAAUAAAGCAUCUCAACAACGGAAACCGCUACAUGAAGAAUUAUUAUUUCAAUGGGUUGUCUCAUCAGGUGCAACAAGAGAUUUUGCUUUUGGUAAUAGUUGGUUCUUCUUUGAAUUAUUAAUAAAAACAAUGGGACAUUAUUUACAUACAACAAAUCGUUUUGAAAUUGAUCGUCGUCAUCGUUUUUCAUAUCAAUUUGCUGAUGAUAUAACUACAUUGUUAAGAUUGAUUAUACGUGAAUUACUUGAUCGGCAACAUCAUACACAACGUAAUGGUAUUGACGGAAAAAUUCAUUGUACACAAUUAAAUACAUCAUUAGCAUUCUUUAUUAAUGAUUGUUUAUCACUUAUGGAUCGAGGUUUUGUUUUUGGUCUUGUUAAAAUUUAUUGUAAAGAAUUUGAUCUUGAAAUUGCACAUGGUCAACCUUCAGAUACAUCAUAUUAUAUUUCUUUAAAAUUAGAUUUAAUUCGAAUCGUUUGUUCACAUGAGCAUUAUAUAACACUUAAUCUUCCUUUAAUACCAAUUAUUCCUCCAUCACCAUCACCAAGUAUUGGUAGUAUGCAAUCUUAUUCAUCAAAUAAUAAUAAUAAUAAUAAUAAUAAUAAUAAUAAUAAUAAUAAUAAUAAUAAUAACAAUCUUAAUAAUACUGGAAAUAGCCAACGUACAAUAAUAAUUCAGCAAACUGAUUUAACAUAUGAAUAUCGUCAAGAACAUUAUCUUGUUGGAAUUAUUUUACAUGACUUACAAAAUGUUUUGUCAAAAAAUUCACCAUGGCUUCAUAGUCGUGCCAUAAAUAUUUUACGAAAUGUUCUUUCAUGUCAUGAUUUUGAUCAACGUUUAUUACUAAAUGAUGAAAAGAACAAUCGAAAUCGUGUUGCAAGACUUUAUUUGCCACUACUUCAUAUUAUAUCGAAUAAUAUUAAUAAAUUGUUCGAUCCAGGCAAUGCUUCAUUUGGUCAAUUGAAUCGUCCAUCAGUCACGCCUUCGGAUGAUCUUCUGUCAUCCAAGACCGAUGAAUUUACAACAGAAAGCGAUGGCACAUUAAAGCGCACAUCAUCAAUGGCAACAUUUAGUGAAGAAACAUCACGAGAUUUAUUAAUUUGUUUAUUAUGGUUAUUGAAAAAUGUUGAUUCUUGUGUACUCCGUCAUUGGUGGAUGCAUAUGAAACGUGAACAACUUCAAAAUUUAAUUCAAUUACUUGAUUUAUGUAUCGCAAGUUUUGAAUAUAAAGGAAAAAAACAAAUGAAACGUCAUCAUCGCAUUGGUGCCGGUGGACAUGCAUCAGUUCUUGCUGCAAUUUCAACAUGUUCAUCAACAAAAAAAACUUCUACAAUAUCAGUUAAAAACCAAUUAGAAAAAUCAAUUAUCGGAACUGAUAAUGCAAGAACCGAAAUGUUAAAUAGAACAAAACAAAAGAAUCCUAAUCCUUCAGCUCAUGGUAACGAGAGCAAAACAAUAAACAGAAAAUAUCAUAAUUCGUCUACAUUACCAUCAUUUUUAUUUGUAGAACCAAGCAAAAGCACCAGUAAUCUUCGUUGGCGUAAAGAUCAAACACACUGGCGACAAGCUAAUACAGAAAGAAGUGAAGAAGAAAUAACAAUUGAUGCUCAUCUGGAAAGUACUCUUGCAUCUGAAUGUACAAUGAUUGUUUUAGAUACAAUCGAAACAAUAAUACAAGUCGUUCAAACCACAGAUUGUCAUCAAGUUCUUUUACCUGGUUUACUUAAAAUUCUUUUGCAUGCAUUUGCACUUAAUCAAAGUACGUGGACAUUACAAAAUUUAUUUUCGCAUCAACGAGCGAUUGUUUAUAAAUUUCCUGAAUUACUUUUUGAAGAAGACACUGAACAUUGUGCUGAUUUAUGUCUUCGUUUAUUAAAACAUUGUUCAUCAUGUUUAAGUACAGUACGAAGUCAUGCAUCCGCAUCUCUUUAUUUAUUAAUGAGACAAAAUUUUGAAAUUGGAAAUAAUUUUUCACGCGUUAAAAUGCAAGCAACAAUGUCAUUAUCAUGGCUUGUUGGACAAUCUACUUCACAAUUUAAUGAAAUAUUUCUACGAAAAUCAUUACGAACUAUUUUAACAUAUGCUGAUGGUGAUACAGAUUUACAAGAAAGUGCAUUUCCAAGUCAAGUGAAAGACUUAGCAACAAAUUUAUAUAUGAUUUUAUGUGAUACAGUCAAAUUACGUGAAGCUAAAGACGAUCCUGAUAUGGAAAUUGAUCUUCUUCAUCGUAUAGCUAAUUGUUAUCAAAAUAGUCCGGAUUUACGACUUACUUGGCUACAAAAUAUGGCUCAAAAGCAUUUAGCGAUGAACCAUUAUGCAGAAGCUGGAAUGUGUUUAGCACAUGCAGCUAGUCUUGUUGCUGAAUAUCUUCGUAUGCUUGAAUCAAAACCAUACAUGCCUGAUGGUUGUGUUGCUCUACAAAAAAUUUCAAUGAAUUUAUUAGAAGAAAGUGCUGUUAGUGAUGAUGUUGUAUCACCAGGAGAUGAAGGUAUUUGUACUGGAAAGUAUUUUACAGAAAAUGGUUUUAUUGGUCUAAUGGAACAAGCAGCAGUUUUUCUUACACAUGCACAUAUGUACGAAGCAGUUAACAAUAUUUAUCAUGUAUUAACACCAAUUUAUGAAGCCAAUAGAGAUUUUAAAAAGCUAUCUCAAGUACAUAGUAAGCUACAUGAAUAUUUCAAUCGAAUACUUAUUCAAGGCAAUAAACGGUUAUUCGGAACAUAUUUUCGUGUGGGAUUUUACGGAACAAAAUUCGAUGAACUUGAUGGACAAGAAUUUAUUUAUAAAGAACCAGGAAUAACAAAAUUAGCCGAGAUAGCUUCUCGACUUGAAUCAUUUUAUAUUGAUAUAUUUGGUAAAUCUCAAGUUGAAAUGAUCAAAGAUUCCAAUGAUGUCAACCGUGCGUCACUUGAUUUAGCCAAUAAGAAGUAA